Molecule: messenger RNA, 1508 nt
Organism: Cataglyphis hispanica
Lineage: Eukaryota; Metazoa; Arthropoda; Insecta; Hymenoptera; Formicidae
Product: tRNA-uridine aminocarboxypropyltransferase 1
Exons: 4
Coding region: 349-1236 (295 amino acids)
Biological process (GO): tRNA modification
Cellular component (GO): nucleus
Molecular function (GO): tRNA-uridine aminocarboxypropyltransferase activity
Source: RefSeq, a predicted model, not a curated record
CGUACCGACAAUUGUAAUGAUGGAUCGUAUAUUUAAACAUAUCAGAUUUAAAAAUAUAACAUGGAAAAAAUAGAAAUUUUCAAUACGCAUUGUAUUAAUUAGAAUUAUCGUGAAACAUCACUCAAUAAAGGCGACUUAAGAAAUAAAUACGGCAAGUUUAUAUUCGAUUUUUUUUUGUCAAAUGAUUCGCCAUGUUUGUUAUGAAUUCAUAGAUCCAACUGUUUCAGGUCGUGACAUCUCGUCAUGAUAAACAAGAUUAAUUUAUUCACAAAUGAUACCGGAAUUGCUUUCGUUAAACGCAAUGUUCUGUUAUUAUGAAUAAUUAACGCUACUUCGAACUAUCAAAAUAUGGCAGAGUACGUCAAAAAUAGCGACAGAUUGUCAGAGUUCGAAAUGAAACAGAAAACGAUUGACAGAGCACCUUUUCGAAACUUGAAAAUUAGUGACUCCAGGAUAUUAAAUACGAUUGAGGGUAGAAGAAAGUGUGAACUCUGUUAUAAAUCACGCAAGUUCUUCUGUUACACCUGUUGCGUACCUGUCAUCGACAAUUCAUAUUUUCCACGUGUAAAGCUGCCAAUUAAAAUUGACAUCAUUAAGCAUGCUCAUGAGAUAGAUGGCAAGAGUACUGCUAUUCACGCUGCCAUACUUGCGCCAGAGGAUGUGAAAAUCUAUACAUAUCCUGAUUUUCCAGAUAUAUCGGAUAAAGAAGAAACUGUUUUAAUCUUUCCUAGCAAAAGUGCGCAGACUGUAAGCGUGGAGGCUCUUUUUACAAAGAAGAAAGGGAAAAAUGAUACUUUGGCAAAUAAAACCGAGGCUGUAUUUCCUAUAAAAAGGGCCAUUUUCAUUGACAGCACGUGGCAGCAAACUAAAGCAAUAUAUAAAGACCCAAGAUUGAGAGAACUACGUUGUGUCAUUUUAAAAUCAAGGAUCUCUCAAUUCUGGCGUUAUCAAAAGAAGAGUCCAAGAUGGUACUUGGCGACAAUUGAAGCAAUUCAUCAAUUUUUAGUAGAGCUACACACUUAUGCUCUUAUAGCGGAAUACCCUGAUGUACAUAGGUUUAUGUUGAAUGGGAAGCAGGAAUCUGUAACUAAUAACAAGGAAGAAUGUGCAGAAAUUAAUCAAAAGUAUCAUGGACAAUAUGACAAUCUUUUAUACUUUUUCAAGUAUAUGUAUGAUAAAAUUCACUCGAUAUAUGAUCACGAUCAAUUACAGGCUUAUAAAAGGCCACUCGCGUGAGAUUAUCUUAUCUCUUUCUUAAAUUUUUUUGUGUAGAAAAAUAUUACGUUUGUAUAAACAACUUUCUUUCUAUUAUUUCUACAGAUGAUUUAUCUGAAAUGAAGACAUUGAGAAUAUUAUUCCUUUAUAAUUUGACACAUAAAAAAUGUAAGAUAUCGAACUAGAUAUAUUUUUGUUACUUUUAUGUUAACUCAUCAAGAGUUCUUGGAAAUUAUUUCUUUCCUAAACAUAUAUAUGCACGAAUUAAAUAAAUUAUAUUUCUUAAAAGGAGA